Mesitornis unicolor (brown roatelo) is the source of this 600-nucleotide messenger RNA. Its product is annotated as thrombomodulin-like. Gene Ontology annotation, cellular component: membrane. The transcript has a single exon. Gene Ontology annotation, molecular function: transmembrane signaling receptor activity; calcium ion binding. The record is from RefSeq and is a predicted model, not a curated record. Lineage: Eukaryota; Metazoa; Chordata; Aves; Mesitornithiformes; Mesitornithidae. The coding region runs from base 1 to 600 and encodes 199 amino acids.
AUGCCCGACAGGUACCGCUGCAGCUGCUUCCCUGGCUAUGCUGUUGACCCCCAGAAGCCCACCCAUUGCCUGCUCCACUGCAACCGCAGCCAGUGCCCGGCUGCAUGCGACCCGCGCACCCUGUCCUGUGAGUGCCCCGAAGGUUUCUUGCUGGACCACGAAGCUGACGGCAAGCAGGUCUGCGUGGACAUCGAUGAGUGCGACAUGAACUUCUGCGAACACAACUGCACCAACCACCCUGGCGGCUAUGAGUGCCACUGCCAUGACGGCUACCAGCUCCUUGACCAGAACCACUGUGUCGAAAUCCUGGAGAAGGAUGGGGAGGGAGCGUUCUCGGGGGAUUUCGGUCCCGGACCCCAGACGCCUGUCCCCAGCCAGACUCCACCAAAGGCGGACCACCUCCACCCUGGCGUGCUGGUGGGCAUGGCUGUGGGUGUCCUCUCCGCGGCCCUGGCUGUGUUGGCCCUGGUCUACCACCUGGUGAAGAAGCGCUGCAGACCUCCCGCCACCAUAGAUUACAAGUGCAGCAGCCCCCACGAAAAGGAGAUGGGACUUCAGCCCGUUGCCUCAACGUGUCCUGCCUCCAGUCAGAAAUUGUAG